AUGCCCCGGUCGAAGCAUAAUUCGGAUGGAAGCAGCAGCAGUACUGGUGGAGUAAUACCGAAUGCCUGUAGAGCAUGCCGCGAACAGGAUGACUCCAGGAUGGUCCAGUGCGAUUCGUGUGAUGAUUGCCAAGCUAAGCAGCAAGCCACGAACAAGCAAUCGACGAGCAAUAUUACCACGACGGUACCGUCCGUAAGUACAUGUAUCGCCCCGACCACUAGCCAGUGGUGCACUACUCCAGUGUUACCGGUGAGUACUCCCGUCGAGCUAGUGACGAGUGACGUCACCUCAUCAAUUAUGUAUCCGUCAAAUACAAUAUGCAAUACAUUUAGUCAAAAUAUGACAAUGCCACCUCAUUCGUUCAUGUCGCCCUAUUAUAUGAUGCCACCCUAUCAACCACUGCAAGGUAAUUGUCCGAUGCCACCGAUAUCGUCGUCUCACAUGUCAAAUCCGCAAGUUUCGUUAUCGGGAGUGAAUUGUUAUGAUACGUGCUACACAGUGCCAUCAAGUACCGCUCAGCCUAUUCCGUUUGUACCCAGUACUGUUCCAUCCAUUCCGCCGAAGUCCGUUUCGUUUGUGCCAACUGCUGCCCGACCAGGAGGACCACAAAAACAGCCGUCGGAGUCGCUGCAUCCAAACCAUCUUCCAAGAAACAUGCAACAAGUUUUGGAAGAUAACCUGAACCAGCAAUCCGGAGCAAAUUCCAGGAGGUCCGCUAAGCAGAGACAGUUAAAGUUGGAGUUGAAGAUCUUGGAUGAAGAACGGAAACUUAAGGAAGCAGAAGAAGCAACCCAACGCGAAUACUUACGUAGAAGACACGAGUUGCUGAAGGAAAUAGUCAACGAUAAUUCGGAGGCGAAUGUAGAGGGGGAUCGAUCGGAUUUAAGAAUGUUCGAUUGGUUGAACGAAGCUGCCGAAACGAAUCUGCAUGGUGCUCCGGUGCAUAGUACGCCUGAGUUUCAUCGCCAGCCAAACCCGUCUAGAAAUCGAGUUCCGGAUUCACUAGCAGCAGCAUGCCAAUCAACUUUUAAUCCACACAUGAUGUCAGAAAAUACGCCAUCGCAUUUUAACCAGCAACGAGGCAAUCCAGAGCCUGGUUUCCAUCCGGAGCAGCGUUUCACCCCAAGACAGGUUCCAGGUGAAGACGAUGAUGAAAACAACUUGACACGCAGCCAGGUAGCCGCACGCCAGGCGGUUUCAAGGGAACUUCCGUUUUUCAAUGGUACUCCGGAAGAAUGGCCGUUGUUCUACUCAACGUUUAUGACAACGACCAACCUGUGUGGUUACACACCGGAGGAAAACCUUAUUCGGUUACAAAAAUGUCUGAAAGGAAAGGCAUACGAUGCAGUUAAAUGCAGACUAAUGCAUCCAGCGAACGUUUCGGGUAUUCUUUCCACCUUGAAGAUGUUAUUUGGGAACCCUGAGGUUAUCGUCCAGAAUCUGAUAAGCAAGAUCCACUCGACGCCUGCUCCGAAAGUUGACCAGCUGGAUACGAUCAUCGAAUUCUCUCUUGCCGUGCAGAACCUGUGUGCGACGAUCGAAGCCUGCCAGCUGGAAGAAUAUUCAUAUAACGUGGCCCUCCUGCACGAACUGGUGGAUAAACUACCUUCGUCGUUCAAGAUAGAAUGGGCGAAAUACCGUCGUAAUCUACCACGUGUACACCUCGCAGCGUUUUCGAAAUGGUUAUACGAGUUGGCAGAAAUAGUCUGUCCGAUUGCAAGCCUGCAAUUGGGGGAAACCAAACCGGCCCGAAGCAGCAGAAAAAAUUCUGCUUUCCUCAAUGCGCACAACCAGGAAACAUCCGAUGAUCCUGUGGGCAAGCCGCGUCAACAGGUCACCACUGAGCGACCUGCCAAGACAUGUGUUGUUUGCAAAGGAAGUUGUUCCCAUCUGGAGAAAUGCAAGCGAUUCGAGGAGCUGGGAUAUAACGCCAAGUGGGCAGUAGUGAAGGAGUUCAGCCUGUGUAGGAAGUGCCUCCGCAAACACAACGGAACGUGCAAAUCCAAACAGGUUUGCGGAAAGAAUGGGUGCACCUUCAAACACCAUCAACUUCUUCACAACAUCCAGCGCGAUGGGACCGCCACAAGUAGUUCCAACGCUCCGGGAACGACUGCUGCUAAAGUUGCUCAAAACACUUCGGUUCGCGAGUGCAACGCUCAUCACAAGUCCGCUAACAAGGGGCUAUUUCGAGUCGCUCCAGUCGUCAUCCAUGGUCCGAGUAAGUCCAUUAAGACGUUCGCCUUCCUCGACGAUGGAUCAUCGCUCACCCUAGUGGAUUCAUCGCUGGUGCAAGAGUUGAAGUUGCAAGGAGAAACCAUACCCUUGUGCCUCAAGUGGACAGGCAACAAGCGGCGGAUGGAGAACGACUCUAUGAAGCUGGACCUCGAGAUUUCCGGGACAGGAGAAGUUCAGAAGAAAUAUCGAAUUACAGGAGCUCAUACCGUCGCCAGCCUUGAUCUAUUCCAUCAGACGGUAGAUAUGCAAAAGCUUAGCGAUCAGUACCCGUAUCUGCAGGGCAUCCCGAUCGAAUCCUACAAAAACGUACAGCCUCGACUGUUGAUUGGGAUCGACAACGCAAAUCUCACUUUUCCACUCAAAGGAAGGGAGAGGAAAAUGCAUGAACCAAUAGUAACGAAGACACGUCUCGGUUGGAUUAUUCACGGAGGAAGUGAAACGAUAGACGCUCUACAAGCCGUCCGUGAUUACUUUUCAUUGGAUAGCCUAGGAGUAUACAAAUCGGAGAAGCGUUUAGUCUCUAGCGAAGAGCAGCGUGCGCAAGAAAUCCUGCAGUCAGCUGUCCAGACAAAUACCGGCCGAUACGAGGUUAGUUUGUUAUGGAAAUUCGACAAGGUUCGCCUACCAAACAGCAAACCAACGGCGCUGCGACGUUUCCACUGCUUGGAGGCGAGAAUGAAGAAACAGCCGAAGUUAUCCAACGUUUUGCGGGCGAAAAUUGAGGAUUAUCUGCGAAAGGGAUACAUUAGAAAGCUUUCCCAGGAGGAACUGCGCACUUCCCAUGAACGGGUGUGGUAUCUUCCGUUAUUUCCUGUAUUCAACCCGAACAAACCCGGGAAGGUAAGAAUCGUGUGGGAUGCAGCAGCCAAAACAAAUGGCGUUUCUCUGAACUCAAUGCUCAUGACAGGACCGGACUUGCUUACGCCUCUGGACUAUGUACUCUAUCGGUUCCGUGAAUUCCGGGUGGGGCUCAGCGGCGAUGUGAAGGAGAUGUACUUGCAGGUACUGAUGACCGAGAAAGAUCAACAUUGCCUCAGAGUGCUAUGGUCCGACGACUCUUCCGGUAAACCAGACGUCUACGUGACUCAAGUGAUGCCGUUUGGUACCUGCUGCUCACCUAGUUGCGCGCAAUUUGUAAAGAAUCUCAAUGCGCGCAGGUUCGAAACGAAAUUCCCUGCAGCCACACAAGCGAUUAUCAAGCAGCAUUAUGUGGACGACAUACUGGUAAGCGUCGAAACGGAACAGGAAGCUAUCCAACUCGCCAGGGACGUGAAAUUCGUGCACGCACAAGCUGGAUUCGACAUGCGAAAUUGGAUUUCCAAUUCGCCGGCAGUUGUAGAGGCGAUGAAGGACGACAAAACAGCCGAGAAGAGCUUGAAUCUCGCAGUGGAGUUGAGGACAGAGAAGGUUCUGGGAAUGUGGUGGUGCACAUCUACCGAUACGUUCAUCUACAAGCUCUCGUCAAAGCACGACCGAGAGCUUCUCGAAGGUCAACGAAAACCGACGAAACGCGAAGUUCUACGGACGUUAAUGGCUAUCUUCGACCCGCUUGGCCUGAUAUCGAACGUGCUAAUCUAUUUGAAGAUCCUGUUCCAAGAGAUUUGGCGCGCAGGCAUCGGUUGGGAUGACCUAAUACCUGAAAGUCUCAACGAAAAGUGGGAGAAAUGGUUGGAUAUCCUACCGAAGGUUCAAAAUGUCAGUAUACCCCGUGGUUAUCGCUCCCUGACGCAGCUCGGUCCGCAAACCAAUAUCCAACUGCAUACCUUCGUCGACGCUAGUCUGUCGGGCUUCGCAGCUGUCACCUAUCUACGCUUUGAGCAAGGUAGCACAGUGGAAUGUGCUAUAGUUGGGGCUAAAACUCGAGUAGCUCCCCUCAAAUUCUUGUCCAUUCCGAGGUUGGAGUUACAGGCUGCCGUUAUUGGAGUAAGGUUGGCGGAUAGGAUCAUGAAGUCGCUAUCGUUCAAGGUUCACACGCGAUUCUUCUGGACGGAUUCCCGUGACGUUUUGUGCUGGAUUCAAUCAGAUCAUCGACGGUAUUCGCAAUUCGUUGCAUUCCGCAUCAGCGAAAUCCUGGAAACAACAGAAGCAGCAGACUGGGGGUACAAGCGGUCGAAAGAGAACGUCGCGGGCGAUGCAACGAAGUGGCAGGGAGUGCCAGACCUCACCGAGAACAGUAGAUGGUUCAAAGGCCCUAGCUUUUUAUGGGAAUUUCGCAGCAACUGGCCAUCCAAUCUGUACCGAGAGGAUACUACCGACGAAGAACUUCGAGCAAACAUCUUCUACCACCAGGCGGAACCUGCGCCAGUGAUAAACGUUGAGGAUUACUCGUCGUGGAAGCGCUUGUUGCGUGCAACCGCCACAGCACUGAGAGCCGCUCACAACAUUCGCCAGAAUUCGGAGAACGGGAAACGGAUCACUGGCCCACUGUCGGCUGAGGAGCUUCAACAAGCCACUAUCUACCUGUAUCGACUAGCUCAAGUGGAUGCUUUCCCGGACGAGAUAGGAAUUCUCAGCGCAGGAUCUGAGGAAAAGACGUUGUCGAAAUCAAGCUCAAUCCACAAAUUCAAUCCGUUCUUGGAUGAGCAGAAGGUACUGCGAAUGCAUGGAAGAAUCAGCGCGUGUGAAUAUGCUUCGAUGGAUGCUAGGAAUCCGAUUAUCCUCCCAAGAGAUCAUCACGUCACAUGGCUGAUAGUCCAGGAUUUUCACGAACAUUACCAUCAUCAAAAUCACUCGACUGUCAUAAAUGAGUUGCGGCAGACUUUCCGGAUUCCGAGAAUCAGACGGCUUUUCCAGCGAGUCAGAACGAAAUGCCAGGAGUGCAAAAUUCAAAGGGCUACUCCACGUCCGCCUCCGAUGGCUGAUCUUCCUGCGGCAAGGCUGGCGGCAUUCACCAGACCGUUCUCGUUCAUCGGAAUUGAUUAUUUCGGUCCUAUGUUAGUGGUGGUAGGGCGACGACUUGAAAAGCGAUGGGGUGUGCUUAUAACGUGCUUGACUAUACGGGCGGUACACAUUGAAAUCGCACAUUCGCUCAGUGCGAAUUCGUGCAUCCUGGCAUUGAGGAACUUCAUGGCACGGCGAGGCGUACCAAUACAAAUAUUAUCCGAUCGUGGUACAAAUUUUACAGCGGCGAGCAAAGAAAUAAAAGCGACAUAUAACGAGCUUGAGGUGGCACUCAAGAAGAUGGAUCAAGCGGAGGUUAUUAGAGAAAUCACCAGUCCAGAGACGGAAUGGAAGUUCCUACCUCCAGCGUCUCCUCAUAUGGGAGGAUCCUGGGAAAGGCUGAUUCAGUCAGUGAAGAGGAAUCUAACGGCGAUGAAACCAGGGCGGAAUCCAACGGAUGAAACUCUUCGAAACAUGCUGACAGAGGUAGAAAAUGUCAUCAACUCCCGUCCGUUAACCUACGUGCCGAUAGAAGAUCCUGAAGCCCCAGUUCUCACACCCAACCACUUCUUGUUGGGUUCUUCAAGUGGUCUCAAGCCGGCCACGAUCUUCGACGACAGUGCAGUGGUUCUUCGACGAUCCUGGUGCAUAUCACAGGUCGAAACGAACAUCUUCUGGAAACGAUGGGUGCGUGACUACCUGCCGGACCUCACGAAGAGGACGAAGUGGUUUGACGAGGUCAAGCCAAUUGAGGUGAAAGACAUAGUGGUGGUGGUCGAUCCAGGACUGCCAAGAAAUUGUUGGCCCAAAGGACGGGUAAUUUCAGUAAACAAGAGCAAAGAUGGGCAGGUAAGGUCGGCGGCAGUACAGACCCAGGCGGGCAUCUAUGAGCGACCAGCGACGAAGCUUGCGAUUCUUGAGGUACGACGCGAUGAGGAGGUAAGCCAGGGGUCUGGCAUACCUGGGGGGGACUGUCACGACCCCUUGGUCGGCGCGUCUCACCUUGAGAUAUGA
Toxorhynchites rutilus septentrionalis is the source of this 6129-nucleotide messenger RNA. RefSeq lists its product as uncharacterized. The record is from RefSeq and is a predicted model, not a curated record. Gene Ontology annotation, biological process: DNA integration. The transcript has 3 exons. Gene Ontology annotation, molecular function: nucleic acid binding. NCBI's taxonomy places the organism in Eukaryota, Metazoa, Arthropoda, Insecta, Diptera, Culicidae. The coding region runs from base 1 to 6129 and encodes 2042 amino acids.